AUGCGCAGAUUAUAUCGAGAGCGAAGGCCACAAGAAAUCCCGCCAAACUUUGGAAUGGAUAAGCGUAAAUUUGGGAACAAGGGGGGUCAAGGAGCAGCACCUGCAGCUAAGCGUGCUAGGAACAAUGAUUGGGAUGAUGAAGACCCCUCAUCGUUUGAAGCAGAACUUGCCAUGUGGGAGGAUGAGGCUGAGUCUCAAGAGCAGGUCAUAGGUGAUGGCCCAGAGAUGCAAACAACAACGGCAAAGUGGGCAAGACCUCCAGUGCCUCAUUUAGAUGUGAAGAAAGAUGCCAUCAUCUUUCAACAGCUUGAUCUGGACACUUAUAUUGGUGGACAUCUGCCUGGAAUGCCUGGUUCUCAAAUAGGCCCUGUCCCUAUUAUACGUAUGUAUGGAGUUACAAUGGAAGGUAACAGUGUACUGGCUCAUAUACAUGGUUUUGCUCCCUAUAUCUUUGUACCUGCCCAGAAAGACUUCAAGGAAGAACAUUGCAGGGUAUUUAAGGAUACUCUCAACACAGCUGUCAUCAAGGACAUGAGGAGCAAUAAAGAUAACAUUACACAGGCAGUUCUUGCAGUGGAGAUCGUCAGCAAAGAAAGCAUAUAUGGAUACCAUGGCAACAAAAAGCUUCCAUUCCUGAAGAUCACCAUGGCUAUCCAGAGGUUGAUUGCCCCAGCAAAGAGACUGCUAGAGAGUGGCUUUACGUGCCCUGGCUUUGGUCAACAUGGCUUCCAGAGCUACGAAAGCAACAUUGAUUUUGAAAUCAGAUUCAUGGUAGAUUCUAAUGUUGUUGGUUGUAACUGGAUAGAAGUUCCAGGUGGCAAGUACCAUGUACGUCAACCAGAGCAUACCAACAUGGCAGACAAUAGGAACCCACCAAAAAAGUCACGAUGCCAGAUAGAGAUUGAUGUAGCUUGGCAGGAUUUCAUUUCUCAUUCUGCUGAGGGAGAGUGGGCUAAAGUUGCCCCAUUCAGAGUGCUCAGCUUUGACAUUGAAUGUGCAAACAGAAAAGGUAUAUUCUGUACACCUGACAUCGACCCUGUCAUCCAAAUUGCCAACAUGGUCAAGAUUCAUGGAGAAAAACAACCAUUUAUACGCAAUAUAUUUACAUUGAAGAAAUGUGCACCGAUUGUUGGAUCAGAUGUGUUAUCCUUUGAGAAAGAGAAUGAGUUAUUAUUGAGCUGGUCAGGUUUUAUGCGAGAGGUGGAUGCUGAUGUAGUGACUGGCUACAAUAUACAAAACUUUGACUUUCCUUACCUCAUAAACCGUGCAAACAAUCUUAAGAUAGCCCAUUUCCCAUACCUUGGUAAGAUAAAGGACAUAAAGACAGUGAUAAAGGAGACCAUGAUCCAAUCAAGACAGAUGGGGAAGAGAGAGAAUAAAGUGGUGAACACAGAAGGCAAGGUGCAGUUUGACCUACUACAGGUGUUACAGAGAGACUAUAAACUAAGGUCAUACAGUCUGAAUGCUGUGUCCUACCAUUUCCUCCAAGAGCAGAAGGAAGAUGUACACCAUUCUGUCAUAACAGAUCUGCAAAAUGAAAGUGAUCAGACAAGGCGUCGUUUGGCCGUGUAUUGCCUGAAAGAUGCAAUGCUGCCUCUGAAGCUACUGGACAAGUUGAUGUCUAUCACAAAUUACAUGGAGAUGGCAAGAGUUACUGGUGUGCCCAUGUCUUACCUGCUAUCUAGAGGACAGCAGAUCAAAGUUGUCUCCCAGCUAUUGAGACAUGCCAUCACCCAGGAUUUGGUGCUACCUGCCCACAAGUCUGAAGCUGGGGAUGAGUUCACUGGUGCAACUGUCAUUGAGCCUGAGAAAGGCUACUAUGACUCUCCUAUUGCAACACUAGAUUUCUCCUCUCUAUAUCCAAGCAUCAUGAUGGCCCACAAUCUCUGCUACACCUCCCUUCUUCAGACUAACAGCAAAAUUAAAGAGGGACUGACAGAGGAUGAAUUCAUCAAGACUCCAUCAGGGAAUUAUUUUGUGAAAAGUUCUGUGAGAAAAGGACUGCUGCCAGAAAUAUUGGAGCAUUUACUGUCUGCAAGAAAGAAAGCUAAGGCUGACUUGAAGAAAGCUACAGAUCCAUUUGUGAAGAGUGUGCUGGAUGGCAGGCAACUAGCUUUGAAGAUAAGUGCUAACUCGGUCUAUGGCUUCACAGGAGCGCAAGUGGGCAAGCUGCCAUGCUUAGAGAUAUCCCAGAGUGUUACUGCAUUUGGUCGAUUGAUGAUUGAGCAGACCAAAAACUUUGUAGAGGAGAAUUACACAAUAGAGAAUGGGUACAAACACAAUGCUAAGGUUAUAUAUGGAGAUACAGAUUCAGUUAUGUGCAAGUUUGGUGUGGAGACAGUAGCUGAAGCAAUGGAGUUGGGCAAGAAAGCUGCAGAUGAAAUCAGUGCUACAUUUAUAAAACCAAUCAAAUUGGAAUUUGAAAAGGUAUAUUUUCCCUAUCUGCUGAUCAACAAGAAACGAUAUGCAGGGCUAUACUUCACUAGGCCUGAUGUACAUGACAAGAUGGACUGUAAAGGAAUAGAGACAGUUAGAAGAGAUAACUCUCCACUUGUGGCAAAUCUGAUCAAUACCUGCUUAAAAAUGUUGCUAAUUGACAGAGACCCUAAGGGUGCAGUAGACUACGCCAAGCAGACAAUCUCAGAUCUCCUAUGCAACAAGAUUGACAUUUCACAACUGGUCAUCACCAAGGAGCUUACCAAGACAGAUAAAGACUACAAUGAGGGCGGUGCUAAUAAACAGGCACAUGUUGAGCUAGCUAUGAAAAUGAAAAAGAGGGAUCCGGGCACUGCUCCCAAGUUGGGGGACAGAGUGCCAUAUGUCAUAGUGCAGGCUGCCAAAGGUGCUGCUGCUUACACAAAGUCUGAGGACCCCAUAUACGUACUUGAGAAUGACAUUCCUAUAGAUACAAACUAUUACCUGCAGAACCAGCUGUCCAACCCUCUCAUGAGGAUAUUUGAACCUAUUCUAGGAGAAUCAAAGGCUCAAUCAGAGUUGCUCAAGGGUGACCAUACAAGAACCAAGACCAUAGUGACCUCCAAGGUGGGAGGACUUGCAGCCUUUGCCAAGAAGAGAGAAACAUGUAUUGGUUGUAAAGCUGUGCUGGACAAUAACAGCACUGAUGCAGUUUGCAAAUACUGUAAACCAAAGGAGUCUGGACUCUACCAGAAGGAAGUUGCCCACUUCAGUGCCCUGGAAGAGAAAUUCUCUCGCCUGUGGACACAAUGUCAGCGGUGUCAGGGGAGCUUACAUGAGGAGGUUUUGUGUUCAAGUCGAGAUUGCCCAAUAUUUUACAUGCGUAAAAAGGUGCAAAAGGAUCUAGAAAAAUCAGACAAACUUUUACAAAGAUUUGGAAAUCCAUCAUGGUGAUAUAAUCUUCUGCUGCGAGUGAUGUUUACAUCAAAAUAUGGCCAUUGCUACAACAACAUAUUUGAAGACUUUCCCACAUGAAUGAGUUGCCAAAACACGAGUACAAAAUGAGUACAAUGGAUGUCUUAUGUUGGAUUAGUCUGUUAUUAUUCAAGAUCAACUGGAAGGAACAUGUGCGAUAAGACUGAUUGCAAAAUGGGAAUAAGAAGUGAAGUUUCUGUUGGACAUGUAAACAUAUUUUUAACAACCAUUACAAUAUAUAGACAAAUCAUGUCCUAAAGCUAAUUUGAUGGAAGUUGUUUUAAACCAAUACACAAGAGAGUGCAUUAAGUGUCAGUGGUACUGCACUCAAUUAUGCUGUUACCGAAACAGAUCCAGUUCAGUAACAAGAUGGCUAUGGUUAUUGGAAAGUUCAGUAAAUUUUUUUUUUGAUUUCUUGAGAUAGGAUAAAUCAUUCCAUUCUUUUUGGCACAAACAUGUAUAAGCAUCAUAUGUUUCUGGA
Messenger RNA from Owenia fusiformis, 3871 nucleotides. NCBI's taxonomy places the organism in Eukaryota, Metazoa, Annelida, Polychaeta, Sabellida, Oweniidae. The record is from the annotation of a GenBank genome assembly.